AUGUGGUUCGCAAUAACCGUAGGAUUGGUGUUGCAGUUAUUAGUGCUUCUAUAUGUUUACCUAACGUAUCGUUAUCGGUAUUGGUUGCGUCAUGGUGUCCUCGACGUCAAACCUAAUCCUAUACUCGGUAAUUUAGGAUGUUUACUGCGCAUGCAAUGUACUUCUGCUCAUAUGAUACAAGCGAUCUACAACUAUCCCGAAGCUGGAGAUCGUCCUUUCGUUGGUAUUUAUCUUUUUCAUCGUCCGGCUUUACUGCUACGCGAUCCCGAACUGAUAAAACGCAUUCUAAGUAGGGAUUUUCCAAAAUUUUCUAAUCGGUUCUCAAACUCAGAUUAUUUUGGUGACCCUCUUGCCUCUCGGAAUUUAUUCUUUCUGAAAAAUCCUUAUUGGAAAGAAAUACGUUUGAAGCUGACUCCUUUCUUUACAAGUGGAAAACUGAAACAAAUGUGUUCGCUAAUCGAAGAAGUGGGACUUAAUCUCAAUGAAUAUCUCUUGAAAAUGCCUUUAAACGGCGAUAAGAUUUUCCAACUGGAGCUUAAGGAACUUUGCUCUUUAUAUACCACAGACGUUAUUGCAACUGUAGCUUUCGGUAUACAAGCGAAUUCUUUUAAAUAUCCGAAUGGAGAAUUUCGUCAUAACGGUCGUGAAAUAUUUCGUUUUAGCACUAGACGAGCUUUGAACUUAGGUGUUGUCUUCUUCUUGCCGUAUUUGGUUCCGUAUUUGCGCACAAAAGUCGUACCAACAAAACAAACGGAAUUUUUGCGAUCUACCAUGAAUCGCAUAUUGGAGGAGCGGGAGAAAUCUGGAAUGAAGCGUCACGAUUUAAUCGAUAUCUUGAUAGAAUUCAAAAAUCAAACCAAAAACCAACCAAGGCAAGAUGAUUUAAAAUUUGAAGGUGACCUGCUCGUGGCACAAGCGGCUAUAUUUUUUAUAGCAGGAUUUGAGUCAACAUCGACUACAAUGUCAUUUACUUUAUAUGAAUUGGCAAAAAACCCGGAAAUGCAAGAAAGACUACGCAAAGAAGUUUGCGAUGCUCUUAAUGAAAGCCGCGGAAAGAUCACGCAACAGAUCAUUGAGAGCUUGGAAUAUAUGCAAAUGAUUAUAGAUGAAACAUUGAGACUUUACCCUCCGUUACCUUUCUUAGAUCGCGAAUGCUCUUUGCCUAAAGGCCAGAGUUACUCCUUAGAGCCGUUCCAUUCGUUUUCAAUACCCGCAGGCAUGCCCGUUUAUACACCUGUCUACGCUUUACAUAUGGAUCCGAAGUAUUUCCCUCAACCUCACGAAUUUCAGCCGGAACGUUUUUCGCCCGAGCGUAAAAAAUUGAUAACUCCUUACACGUAUAUGCCUUUCGGAUUGGGUCCUCACGCCUGCAUUGGUGAACGUUUUGCUAUGUUACAAACAAAAAUCGGUUUAUUAAAUUUCUUACGUAAUCAUCGUGUGGCAAUGGGAGAGAAAAGUGUAAAUAGUAUUAUAUUAGAUCCAAAGGCUCUAAUCUUACAAUCCCAAGGUGGUAUACAUUUAAAUGUUAUACGAGACCCUUUAAAGUAUUAAACGAGGAAAGUAGUUUUUAAUCACUUUAAU
Glossina fuscipes is the source of this 1581-nucleotide messenger RNA. Its product is annotated as probable cytochrome P450 6g2. Gene Ontology annotation, biological process: insecticide catabolic process; response to DDT. Bases 1 to 1551 code for a protein of 516 amino acids. The record is from RefSeq and is a predicted model, not a curated record. Lineage: Eukaryota; Metazoa; Arthropoda; Insecta; Diptera; Glossinidae. Gene Ontology annotation, molecular function: monooxygenase activity; iron ion binding; oxidoreductase activity, acting on paired donors, with incorporation or reduction of molecular oxygen. The transcript has 2 exons.